This is a messenger RNA of Phascolarctos cinereus (koala), 1637 nucleotides long. The record is from RefSeq and is a predicted model, not a curated record. Lineage: Eukaryota; Metazoa; Chordata; Mammalia; Diprotodontia; Phascolarctidae.
UAUCUUUGCCAAGAAAACCCCAAAUGGGGUCACGAAGAGUCACACUCAACAGACAUGACUGAACACAACAAAUGGACAUUUAGGCAGAUAUACCUAGCAGGAAAGACUGGAGUUCAAGAGAAACUUUUGCAGAUUUGGAAGUUAUCUUCAUGGUGAAGAUCAGAAGGGAGAGUGUGGAGAAGGUGGGGCAGAGUUCUGGGGUGACCCCCCCCACCUCGCCUUAGGGCUUGGGGAGCUUUUUAGCAACCCAGCUAAAGUGACCAGGAAGGACAGUAGAAGACUCACCAGAAGAAAGCAGUGUCACGGAAGUUAAAGUAGGAGAGAAUGAGUAGAUGGUAAAUGGUAUGACAAGAUUCACUGAAGGUGAAGAAAAGUUCAUCUGCUAAGUGUUGAGAUCACUGUUCACUUAGUGAUCUCCUCUCCUCCCCCAUUGAACCCUUCCUUGUAAUAACAGGACAAGGCUGUCUCCCUUCUGUGGCCAGCUGCCCCUGGCCAGCCCCGCCCCCAGACUGGACUUUCCUCAGCCAGGCAAGGCAGCACAGUGGGCUUCUGUGUCAUCACAAUAGCACCUGCAGGUAGUGAGGGGUUGCUAGGAGGAUGACACAGGGUCCAAGAGGGAAGUAGGUUAUAAGGGGGGAGCUCUGAACCUGGCCAUGGGGGGAGGAAAGGACAGACCUACCACCAGCCUCCGCCCAUCUGCCCCCCCCCCGGCCCAAAGUUCUCACGGUUCCUUAACACCUCAGUUCAGGAACAUUCCUGGGUCUUUGGCAGCCCUGCUCUGUCUUGGGCUGUGUUUGAGCCAGGGAGUCAUGGCACAGAAAGAAGCCUUUCCCAAACCUUCCUUGUGGGCUGUGCCUGGCACUGUGAUCCCCUGGGGGAAGUCUGUCAUUGUCCGCUGCCACGGUGCAGAAGAGGCCCAGAGGUUCCUUCUGGAGAAGGAUGGAAGCACAGAACUCAAGGACAUGCUGGAGGUACCUGGGCCCUGGAAGGAGGCCGAGUUCUUCAUUUCAGACAUAGCGGCACAGACAGCAGGUCGAUACCGGUGUCAAUACCAGAGUCAGAGCUACUGGUCAGAACUCAGUGACCCCUUGGAGCUGAUGGUCACGGGAUUGUACCCCAAACCUUCCAUCUUGGCCAACCCAGGCUCCACUGUGACUAUAGGACAGGAUGUGACCUUGCAUUGUGAGUCACAGCUCAGGUCAGACAGAUAUGUUCUCUAUAAGACAACUGGGGCCAAUGCGCCCCACUCACUGCUCUCCACUGAUUACAAGGCCGACUUCCUAUUCCCCACUGUGAUGGUCUCCCAUAGCGGCACAUACCUAUGCUACAGUUUUGAUAGUGACUUCCCCUACCUCUGGUCAACACCUAGGGAUACCCUGGUGCUCAAGAUUUCAGAGUUUAUGUCUGCACACCGUAACUUCAUCAGCUUCCGGCUAAUACUGGCUGGUGUAACUUUGGCCAUCUUGGGGGCUCUGAUGAAUGAAGCCUGGCGACACAGGGGCUCAGCCCAACAGCAAGUGAAGAAACCUCUUGACGAGCAGCCAGAAAGAUAGGUGGGAUUGAGAACAGAGGGACCUCUGGAAAUUCCCCCUGAGGGUCCCUAAGGCCACAGAUAGAGUGAAUCAAUAAAGAAUCUG